Molecule: messenger RNA, 699 nt
Organism: Metarhizium album ARSEF 1941
Lineage: Eukaryota; Fungi; Ascomycota; Sordariomycetes; Hypocreales; Clavicipitaceae
Exons: 1
Coding region: 1-699 (232 amino acids)
Source: RefSeq, a predicted model, not a curated record
AUGGGCGACACCAGCAAUCACGAACUCAUGGCAGACACAGCCGCGGCGAUCACGGAAUGGCAGGGUAUAUCUCGACCCAUAAAGUCGGCCACGUACAACAACUAUUCUCUUACAAAUAGCUCUGACCUGUUCCCGUCCGAUUCUCUGUCCCAGAGGGAGGUGGUAUCUCUAGCUCCGUCGAGCCCCCUGUCGGAGCCAUCCGCCCGGGAAUCGACCCAAAAUCCCCAGCACGUCAAGCCUCUGAACGCUCAGUAUGAUGGCACUGUCGACCCAGGUCGCAAUACAAGCCCAGAGCCAAACAAUGGCCUUGCUCCCGCUCUGGACGCCGCCCAGACCUUCCACCAGUCCAAGCGAAAGGCGUCGCAGUUUUCUCUCCGAAGCCUGACCAGAUCUUUGUCGAAACGCCCUCGUCUUGUCGCUCUCCGACAAUGGGCGGCCAAUGUAUACCAUGGCAGCAGUCGCCGUCUCAGCAAAGCAUAUCACCGUCUCAAGCACCAGCGAAGAACGCAUUUUGGUGAGUUUGGGGCAUGGAGAGGAAUCGGGCAGCGACGCCAACAAGCAGCUGAUGAUGCCAAGGGCAGUCCAGACCAACCAUACGGAGUAUUUGAGUAUGACAAUGGUCCUCGGGUGAAUCAAGAGUGGUGGAAAGAUGGGGUGACGAGAUACCGAGCACCAUCGUGGAUGUUUCGCGGUAAAUGA